Messenger RNA from Seminavis robusta, 1719 nucleotides. Lineage: Eukaryota; Bacillariophyta; Bacillariophyceae; Naviculales; Naviculaceae. The record is from the annotation of a GenBank genome assembly.
AUGACAUCCACCAAGUACAUCAACAAUUCCAUCUCCCUAUCGGUUGCCGUUGGCCUGUUAGCACUGGGCACUCAGAAGGAAGUAUCGGCUCUCCUGGUCACUCCGACUUUGCACAGUCAGCAAGCUCGUCGUCAUCGUGGCGAAAGCAACAGCUAUCAGAGAGCACAAACUCAAUUAAUGGUAUCUCAGACAACAGACGAAGUCACUGGAAGCCGACUAUUUGAGGAACAAGAGCAGGCACUUACAAGUAGUGAGAUUGGUACCAUAGCGGGAGAAGAGGAGACGCGGGGCAUGCCCGACCUCUUGGCAGACCUUCAGGAAACCAUCGGUAAAGUCGACGAUGAUCGGAUCAUUUAUCCGGAACUGCAAACAGGCGAAGUCCCUCGGCUCUACAGUUCCCUCUCCUACGAACGAACAGAAGAAGGAAAAGUUGUCAAGGCCGUACACGCGGAAGGUUCCGUUAUGGGAGCUGCUGCGCUAGUUGCAGGAACCACCAUUGGAGCUGGAGUGUUGGCUCUGCCCACUGCAACCGCUGCGGCUGGAUUCGUACCUUCCACGUUUGCUCUGGGAAUCGCCUGGCUUUACAUGACAAUUAGCGGCCUGCUCAUUGCGGAACUCACAUUGAACCGCAUUGGAUCCUCGGGACGUCCCGGUCUGGGGCUGCUCGAGUUGUACGAGAAUUCGUUGGGAAAGAAUGUGGGGAGAAUUGGAAGCGCAGCGUACUUCUUUCUUCAUUAUGCCAUUAUGGUGGCAUAUGUGGCACAAGGUGGCAGCAACAUUGCUGGAUACAUGGAAUCAUUGGGACUGGGAGAUCUGGCAUCGUCCGUUCCGGGCUUUGGCCAACUAGCGUUCGCAGGGACAUGCGGUGCAAUCCUUUACGCCGUUAAUUCAGCAACCGUGGAAAAGAUCAACAACACCCUGGUAUUUGGAGUCGUUGCCAGCUUUCUGGCUAUUGUGGGCAUUGGCUCUUCUACUGCCGACUUUGGAGCACUCAUUGACCCUGCUUUUCAGCACCCAGAGGAAGUAGUAAACUGCUUCCCGAUUCUUUUCCUGUCUUUGGUGUAUCAGAAUGUUGUCCCGACGGUGGUCUCUCAGUUGGAAGGGGACAGAAACAAAAUCACCACUUCGGUGAUUGCCGGAACGACAGUCCCCUUCAUCAUGUUUCUCAUGUUCAAUGGAGUGGUGUUGGGCAACGCACUCAGUACAGGUGUGGACCUCACCUCGGGAGUCAAUCCGGUUUCUCUGCUCCAGUCUAAUGGUGAUGGCAGUGUGGUUGGAGACCUCGUUUCCGGAUUCAGCAUGCUUGCGGUCAUCACAAGCAUGAUUGGGUUCACGUACGGUCUGCUCGAUGCAUGGACAGAUGUUUUCAAUAUCCCCACCGAGGGCAAGGAGUUCGAAAGGUGGAAGGCGCCCUUGUUUGGGUUGGUCUUCGUACCGCCUGUUGCGCUUUCCGUUGCCAACCCUGACAUCUUCUACGACGCGCUCGAUUAUGCUGGGGCCUUUGGAGUGAGCACACUAUUCCUCUUGCUGCCGCCGUUCAUGGUGUGGCAGGAACGCUAUGGCAAGGAAAAGGCCCCGCUAGCAACAAAGCCAAUGGUUCCGUUUGGAAAAAUCCCGCUUGCUUCCAUGUACAAAGCAGCUGGGACACUGAUUCUCGAGCAGGGAGCAGAGAAGCUUGGAGUUUUUGAAUACUUGUCGCAGCACUUGCCGUCUUUUUAA